AUGUGGGCGCGUGCUGCUUUGGCUGGGUUGGCUGGGCGCAUUGGGGAAAAGGGAAGAGGCAUCGUGGUCGGCGAUGGGAGAUGGCUAAAUUUGGGGGCUGAGAAGGCGAGGGUGGGGGAGGAGGGUGCAGGUAUGUACAGUACACCUACGAUCGGUUCGCGGGUGACCCAUUCUCAUUGGCCAUGUGCACGCUGCAGGGCGAGGUCGUACCGUUUCGUCAUUGGGACGGGCAUGGGGAUUGGAGGCGGGAGUCGAGGCAAGGGCUUUGUGCAUCUGGCUGCCAGAGCAUCGGGUGGUGUGGGUGACCGAUGUGAUGGCGCAAGAGUCAAGGCUGGCCUCGUGGAAGAUUCCUUGGUGUCGCUUCCCUGUAUUGUGUUGUGUUGUGCCGUAGCACGAGUGUGGCGCAUUGCCGAUCCCGAGUCGACGAGAGAGCGGGUGGACGAAUGGGCGUGGGUGAGGGUGAAGGAAGAGUCGAAAUGA
Molecule: messenger RNA, 480 nt
Organism: Plenodomus lingam JN3
Lineage: Eukaryota; Fungi; Ascomycota; Dothideomycetes; Pleosporales; Leptosphaeriaceae
Source: RefSeq, a predicted model, not a curated record